Molecule: messenger RNA, 854 nt
Organism: Ziziphus jujuba (common jujube)
Lineage: Eukaryota; Viridiplantae; Streptophyta; Magnoliopsida; Rosales; Rhamnaceae
Product: nascent polypeptide-associated complex subunit alpha-like protein 1
Exons: 5
Coding region: 15-626 (203 amino acids)
Biological process (GO): protein targeting to membrane
Cellular component (GO): nascent polypeptide-associated complex; cytoplasm
Source: RefSeq, a predicted model, not a curated record
AUCAAGACCAAGCCAUGACUGCUCAGACCCAAGAAGAGCUUCUCGCUGCUCAUCUCGAAGAGCAAAAGAUCGAUCAUGAUCAGCCUACAAUUGAAGAUGACGAGGAUGAUGAUGAUGAGGAUGACGAUGAAGACAAGGAUGAUGAUGAGGAAGCCGAGGGACACCAAGAUGGGGAUGCAAGUGGUAGGUCAAAGCAGAGCAGAAGUGAAAAGAAAAGUCGCAAAGCAAUGCUAAAGCUUGGAAUGAAGCCUAUCCCGGGUGUUAGUCGUGUGACUGUCAAAAAGAGCAAGAAUAUCUUGUUUGUUAUCUCAAAACCAGACGUGUUCAAGAGUCCAACUUCAGAUACAUAUGUCAUCUUUGGGGAGGCUAAGAUUGAGGACUUGAGCUCACAACUGCAGACUCAGGCAGCUGAGCAGUUUAAGGCUCCUGAUCUAAGCCAUGUGAUUUCCAAACCCGAGGCAUCAGGCAUUGCCCAGGAUGAUGAAGAUGUAGAUGAGACUGGAGUGGAACCCAAGGAUAUUGAAUUGGUGAUGACACAAGCUGGAGUAACUAGGUCGAAGGCUGUGAAAGCCCUCAAGGCUGCAGAUGGAGAUAUUGUUUCUGCUAUUAUGGAGCUUACCAACUGAGAAGCAUACUUCAGAAGAAGUUCCUCAUUUGACCUAAAAAAAAAGAAAAAAAAAAAAAGAAAAAUCAGUUUUUUCUUUUUCUCUUUUAUUUUUAUUUUUAUCAUGGUUUUCCUAUAUCAUGUGUGCCUUAACAAUGGGAUGUUUUCAACUUUAGUUUGUUUUUUCCUUUUAUCCCAUGUUGUAUUAGUAGAAAACUGAGAUAUUGCAUAAGUCAGAGCCUUUUUUGCA